Messenger RNA from Rubroshorea leprosula, 1459 nucleotides. The record is from the annotation of a GenBank genome assembly. Lineage: Eukaryota; Viridiplantae; Streptophyta; Magnoliopsida; Malvales; Dipterocarpaceae.
CCUAUCUGUUUUCAAUAGAUUUCAGCAAUAACAAUCUCUCUGGUAGGAUCCCGAGCUGGAUGGGAAAUAUGUCAUGCUUGCAAGAAAUUAUCAUGUCCAAUAAUGGUCUUGAAGGUCCAAUUCCUAUUGACUUUUGUCGGGUUCAAUUUCUUCUAAUCCUAGACCUUUCAAAUAACAAUAUUUCAGGGAGUCUACCAUCUUGUUUCGGCCCAAGGCAUAUAAUUCAUGUUCAUUUAUCCAAAAACAGGCUAGAAGGAUCACUGACAACACAGUUUUGUAAGAGCUCUUCUCUAGUAACGCUAGACCUUAGUGACAACCAACUAAGUGGUAACAUCCCAGAUUGCAUCAAUAUGCUUAGUGAGUUGAGUUAUCUUAUCUUGAAGAACAAUAAUCUUGAAGGUAAGAUCCCAUGUCAACUAUGCAAGUUGCAAAAAUUGAGCUUGAUUGAUCUAUCUCAAAACCAUCUUUCAGGCCAUAUACCCUCAUGCCUAAAUCUUACUACUGAUGAGCAAUAUAAUGAGGAUAGUAAUCAGAUUAAUUCUACUCCUGUCGCUGGUACAACUUUUAUCCUACUUUUCAGGGAUACACUUUCUCUUGGUGAACCAGUGCAUUUCACAACAAAGAAUAUGGCAUAUUCUUACGAGGGAAGACUUCUCACCUACAUGUCUGGAAUAGACCUUUCUUGCAACAAACUGAUUGGCGAAAUUCCUUAUGAAAUAGGGCACCUUAGUAAGAUUCAUGUACUAAACCUGUCUCAUAAUUUCUUGGUUGGUGGAAUCCCAUCUACAUUUUCUAACCUUACGCAAAUCGAGAGCUUGGAUCUUUCCUACAACAAUUUGAGUGGGAAAAUUCCUCCCGAGCUUGUUGAGUUAAAUUUCUUAUCUACCUUUAGCCUGGCAUACAACAACUUAUCAGGUAAGACACCAGCAAGGAUUCGACAAUUUGCAACAUUUGAUGGAAGUUGUUACCAAGGUAAUCCUCUGCUUUGUGGGGAACCAAUGAAAAGUUGCUCAACAAGAAGUCCACCACCAAUGAUCCAGGAAGGUCCAACCCAGGGCAAAGAAGAUGAUGGUUUCAUCGAUAUGGGUGUCUUCUAUGUGAGUUUAAUUGUGUCUUACAUAAUGGUGCUCAUGACUAUUGCGGCAGUUCUUUACAUAAAUCCUUAUUGGAGACGGGCGUGGUUUUAUUACACUGAGAUGUGCUUCAUUUCUAGCUACUAUUUUAUAGUCGAUCAUCUAUCCAAGUCAUGAAGCAAUGCAUUCAAGAAUGUAGCCAUUUUAUAGUUGUCAUUUCUAAACUGCUCUUCUUAUUGUUUCCUGUUUGGAAUUGCAAUGAAAAGUCUUACAUGUAAGCUCUUUCAAAGUUUCAAGUAAAUUAGCAAGCAGAGUUUGGAACCUAAUUUGACAAAAGUUAUGUCCUGAGGGAGUAAUGAUUAAAGUAAUAACUAUAAGUUAUUUGU